Molecule: messenger RNA, 1558 nt
Organism: Klebsormidium nitens
Lineage: Eukaryota; Viridiplantae; Streptophyta; Klebsormidiophyceae; Klebsormidiales; Klebsormidiaceae
Source: the annotation of a GenBank genome assembly
CGUCUUCCUCGUGAUUCCUUGAGUACCGGUAUCUAUCCACACUGUUUGCCAGUCGCUUUCCCUAGGCCAAAGCUUCGUCCAAGCUUUUGCUGAUCAAGUGGGUCAAUCAAAAUUUAAAAGGUGUCCCUUCCGACUUCCAUCCUGAUCUCCUCACGCCCAAAUCAAGCACCAUUGCGUCUCAAAGUUUGCUUGCCACGUGCGCCCGCCGCACCUCGUUCCUGCUCCGCACGUUUGCGCAAUCUGCUGUGAGCAUGGGUUCUGAAGUGGGCACGGGGACGAAAGUUUCCUUCAAGUUGAACUCUGGCCAUCAGAUUCCUGGCGUUGGUUUGGGGACCUGGCGAUCUGAGCCAGGCCAAGUGGGGGAGGCUGUCAAGACUGCAAUUAAGGCUGGAUACCGGCACAUUGACUGCGCGGCAAUUUACGGCAAUGAGGCUGAGAUAGGCGUAGCGCUCCAGUCCGCGUUCAAGGAGGGCCUUGUCAAGCGGGAGGAGCUUUUUGUCACGUCCAAGCUCUGGAACGACCAGCAUGCGGCGGAGGAUGUGCCACAAGCUCUCAAGCAAACGCUGUCGGACCUCAAGCUCGAGUAUCUGGACUUGUAUCUGAUCCACUGGCCGCUCCGCGUCCGCAAGGGCGACACGAGCGACUCGAAGCUGGUGGAUGAGACCAACUACGAGGAGACGUGGCGGGCCAUGGAGCGGGUUAAGGAGCAGGGUUUAGUGAAGUCGAUUGGGGUUAGCAACCUGUCAAUGAAGAAGCUGGGCGAGGUUCUGUCUUAUGCCAAGGUUCCGCCCGCUGUGAACCAGAUUGAGCUGCACCCGCUGUGGCGAAACGACAAGAUGCUGGCGUUCGCAAAGGAGAAGGGCGUGCAUCUUUCGGCGUACUCGCCUCUGGGCUCUGGCGACGAGAACAGGAAGGUGCUUGAGUACCCGGUGGUGAAGCAAAUAGCGGAGAAGCUGGGCAAGUCGCCCGCGCAGGUCGUUCUGCGGUGGGGCCUCCAGCGGGGCACGAGCGUGCUGCCAAAGAGCACCAACUUCGACCGGUUGCGGAGCAAUCUGGAGGUGACCGAGUGGUCGCUCUCGGAAGAGGACAUGAAGGCGCUCAGCUCGAUCGAAGACCAGGGGCGCAUCGUUGCUGGAACGGGUUUCGUUGGCAAAAAAACGGGUCCUUACAAAACGACGACAGAGCUUUGGGAUGGCGAGUUGUAGUUUAUGAAUGGGAAGCAGAAUCCUGAACACUGUCAUAGAGAAGAGAGAUGCUUAAGCUGUUGUAGUGAGUCGAAGCGCACAUGUUAUGCAGCCUCAAGGAGUAUCAUGUGUAUAGGACAAUAAGGCAACUAGUCAAGGACUUGAAGUUCGAUCGCAAAUAUAUGUAGGUAUGUAUGCUCGAGACGUUUUGGAUCUUGUUUCAAACGUCAGGUGAUGGUUAGAGACUUGCGCACCCCGUGCGCACCCCUUGCAAAUUUUGAUUCUUUGCCAGUUUCGGGAACUAUGGCCCCCCUAUGGCCUUGAAUAUGUGCUCAAGGUGACUGGUCAGGUUGCCUGCCUGUGUCAAUGGAACC